AUGCACGCUAUUUCGACUAUCCUGCCUGUUGUGGGCCUGUUCGGCUCUCUGGCCUCGGCCAAGUACAGCUUGCAUGAUGAUUAUAGCAGCAGCACCUUCUUUGACAAGUUCAACUUCUACACGGACACCGACCCAACCAACGGUUACGUGAACUAUGUCAACCGUGAUACGGCCCAAAGCAACGGUCUUAUCAAUGCCUCCUCCAGCAACGGAGUCUACAUUGGCGUGGACCACAGCAACACAGCCAGCAAGCCUGGCCGUAACAGCGUGCGCCUCGAAAGCACAAACACCUACACGCAUGGCCUUGUUAUCCUCGACCUAGCCCACAUGCCCGGCAGCGUCUGCGGCACCUGGCCGGCCUUCUGGAUGCUGGGCUCCAACUGGCCCUCUAACGGCGAAAUCGACAUCAUCGAAGGCGUGAACGACCAAUCCCAAAACCAAAUGACCCUCCACACUAGCGACGGAUGCUCUAUCGAAAACUCCGGAUUCUCCGGCACCCUCGAUACAAGCAACUGCUACGUCGACGCAAGUGGCCAGUCCGCUAACAGCGGCUGCGCAAUCCAGAACAGCAACACCCAGUCCUACGGCAGCGGAUUCAACAAUGCCGGUGGUGGUGUCUACGCAACUGAAUGGACCGGUGACGCAAUCUCAGUCUGGUUCUUCCCCUCCAGUUCCAUCCCAUCCGACAUUUCAUCCGGAAGCCCAGAUCCAACCGGCUGGGGUACCCCUGCUGCCAAGUUCGCCGGAUCCUGCGACAUCGACAGCCACUUCAACGAUCUCCAGAUCGUCUUCGACAUCACCUUCUGCGGCGACUGGGCUGGCGCAGACAGUGCCAGCACUUGCAACGACUACGUCCAGAACAACCCCUCCGCAUUCAAGGAUACAUACUGGCAACUCAACUCAUUGAAGGUGUACCAGGAGUCCAGCUCCGGCCUUGAAAUCGACGUCGAUCUGAACGUUGAUCUCUCUGGAAAGAAGACUGCGAAGACUGCUCGGACUGAUGCUUACCCUUACCUGCGUCCUGGACCCCGGCCUCAUGGGAAGCACCGCCGUGGCAAAACCCAUGGACACGGUCAUGCCUAG
Penicillium soppii is the source of this 1083-nucleotide messenger RNA. RefSeq names its product glycoside hydrolase family 16 protein. The transcript is spliced from 3 exons. The record is from RefSeq and is a predicted model, not a curated record. Gene Ontology annotation, molecular function: hydrolase activity, hydrolyzing O-glycosyl compounds. Gene Ontology annotation, biological process: glucan catabolic process. NCBI's taxonomy places the organism in Eukaryota, Fungi, Ascomycota, Eurotiomycetes, Eurotiales, Aspergillaceae. The coding region runs from base 1 to 1083 and encodes 360 amino acids.